AUGCGACUCCAAAGCUCACUUCUUUCGCUUGCAGCGGCGACAACGGUCUCGCUUGCUUCUCCACUACUCACCUAUCAAGCGGACCAGAAGGUCGGCUAUCUCUUUACCAAUUUCCCUGUCAACGAUGAGCAAGUCUACAUGCAUCUAUCAGUUGAUAACGAUGCACUUUCUUACAGACAAUUGUCCUACGAUGGUACUCUAGAGACGGCACGGAUCUUAGAAUCUACCAUUGGAACGACAGGCGUGCGCGACCACUUUAUCAUCAACGCACAGGACAGCAGCAAGUACUGGCUUCAUGCUACAGAUUUGAAGGUCAAUGCUCUCGGCGGGGACUUUAUCAACGCAACUCGCUUUGGUAGCAGAAGCAUAGUCGUCUGGGAGUCCACAGACCUCGCAACCUGGAGUGAACCUCGACUAUCCGCACCUCUAGCGAAUGUCUCUGCUGGCAAUGUUUGGGCCCCGGAGUCGUACUGGGACCACACUCGCAACGAGUACAUUGUCAUUUUCUCGUCGCGUUACUGGGAUCCUGCGGAUGUCGAGCGCACAGGGCCUUCACCUCCAAAUAAGCUCAUGUACGUGACGACGAAAGAUUUCGAGACGUUCUCCAAAGAGCAAGUCUAUUUCGACCCCGGCUACCCAGUCAUAGACUGUUCCCUCAUCCCCGUCCCUGAACAGGGCGAGAACGUGUGGUAUCGCUGGGUGAAGAGCGAGGUAGACUACAGAAUCUGGCAACAGCGCUCUUCGGACGGCAUCUUGGGCACAUGGAGCAACGUUGGCGAUGCGCCUGACGGAACACGAGUCACGUUUGCAGACCGCUACUCCAACAACGAAGGGCAACUGUGUUUCAGGGACAAUCAGGACCCCGGACUGUUCCAUUUGUGGAUCGAUCAAAGCUCAACAGAGACAUAUAUUCCUGCGCAAGCCCGCACUCUUGACGAUAUGGCUGCCUGGCAGUUGUCCGAUACAACAAGUUUCACCAAGAACACUAAGCACGGUUGGGUGUUUCCCCUCAACCAGCAGCAGUAUGAAACGAUUCAGGCCAAGUACAAGUUUAUCUGA
Ascochyta rabiei is the source of this 1059-nucleotide messenger RNA. RefSeq lists its product as uncharacterized. NCBI's taxonomy places the organism in Eukaryota, Fungi, Ascomycota, Dothideomycetes, Pleosporales, Didymellaceae. The transcript has a single exon. The record is from RefSeq and is a predicted model, not a curated record. The coding region runs from base 1 to 1059 and encodes 352 amino acids.